CGCGGCGCCGCCGGCUCUCUGCGGGGCCCGCCGCCGCCGCCAACCGCGCACCAGGAGCUGGGCACGGCGGCAGCGGCGGCGGCGGCGGCGUCGCGCUCGGCCAUGGUCACCAGCAUGGCCUCGAUCCUGGACGGCGGCGACUACCGACCCGAGCUCUCCAUUCCGCUGCACCACGCCAUGAGUAUGUCCUGCGACUCGUCCCCGCCCGGCAUGGGCAUGAGCAACACCUACACCACGCUGACGCCGCUCCAGCCGCUGCCACCCAUCUCUACCGUGUCCGACAAGUUCCACCAUCCGCACCCGCACCACCAUCCGCACCACCACCACCACCACCACCACCAGCGCCUGUCGGGCAACGUCAGCGGCAGCUUCACCCUCAUGCGUGACGAGCGCGGGCUCCCGGCCAUGAACAACCUCUACAGUCCCUACAAGGAGAUGCCCGGCAUGAGCCAGAGCCUGUCCCCGCUGGCCGCCACGCCGCUCGGCAACGGGCUAGGCGGCCUCCACAACGCGCAGCAGAGUCUGCCCAACUACGGUCCGCCGGGCCAUGACAAAAUGCUCAGCCCCAACUUCGAGGCGCACCACACUGCCAUGCUGACCCGCGGUGAGCAACACCUGUCCCGAGGCCUGGGCACCCCGCCCGCGGCCAUGAUGUCGCACCUCAACGGCCUGCACCACCCAGGCCACACUCAGUCCCACGGGCCAGUGCUGGCGCCCAGUCGUGAGCGACCACCCUCGUCCUCAUCGGGCUCGCAGGUGGCCACGUCGGGCCAGCUGGAGGAGAUCAACACCAAAGAGGUAGCCCAGCGCAUUACCGCCGAGCUGAAACGCUACAGCAUCCCACAGGCGAUCUUCGCGCAGAGGGUGCUGUGCCGGUCUCAGGGGACUCUCUCCGACCUGCUCCGGAAUCCAAAACCGUGGAGUAAACUCAAAUCUGGCAGGGAGACCUUCCGCAGGAUGUGGAAGUGGCUGCAGGAGCCGGAGUUCCAGCGCAUGUCCGCCUUACGCCUGGCAGCGUGCAAACGCAAAGAGCAAGAACCAAACAAAGACAGGAACAAUUCCCAGAAGAAAUCCCGCCUGGUGUUCACUGACCUCCAACGCCGAACGCUCUUCGCCAUCUUCAAGGAGAACAAACGCCCGUCGAAGGAGAUGCAGAUCACCAUUUCCCAGCAGCUGGGCCUGGAGCUCACUACUGUCAGCAACUUCUUCAUGAAUGCCCGGCGCCGCAGCCUGGAGAAGUGGCAAGAUGACCUGAGCACGGGGGGCUCCUCGUCCACCUCCAGCACUUGUACCAAAGCAUGAUGGAAGGACUCUCACUUGGGCACAAGUCACCUCCAAAUGAGGACAACAGAUACCAAAAGAAAACAAAAAGGAAAAAGACACCAAAUUCUUAGCUGGGGCCCUUCACUGGUGAUUUGAAAGCACAAUUCUCUUGAAAAGAAACUUCUAUUCUAGCUGUAAUCAUAGGCCAGGUGUUCUUUUGUUUUGUUUUGUUUUUAAUGGCUAUGUAGUCCAAGUGCAAGCUGAAAAUUAAUUUUUUUGAACCAGACAUUGUCCUCUGAGCAUGCUAAGCAUCCCAGAAACCCAAAUGGGGCCUUCCUGGAGAGAGUCAAUUCCAGUAUGGUGUCAACCAAGCUCAGGAUUGCUUAAAAUGUCAUCAGUCCCACUUUGGGUCCUGUCAACCUCUUGCAGUCAGCAUUCCCAUGAGUAACAAUGGGGAUUGGGCCUAUGUAAGGACUCCUGAGUUUAGGCUUCCAAGAUGCUACAAUAAGAAAAGACUGUGGCAACAAGAAUGACCUCAUUUGCUUUCCAAGUGCUUAGCCUCAUUAUACCACAGUACACCAAAAUCCACAGCCAUAACAUAAAAAAACAUCAGAAUGGUAAUUACUGAGCACAAGUUUUAAAUGUGGAAGUUAAAAAAAAAAAAAUCCAAGGACUUGUUUUUCCAACUCAGGCAUCUUUUCAUUGAAUGGUUUGGAAAGCUUUAAGUUGACCCAGUUUGCAAUUUUCUUUUUUUUUACCUCCUGGAAAUCUCACAUGGUCUUGGAUCUGUCAAAAACAAAUCAGUUCACUUGAGCUCAAAGUAUCAAGCACAACGAAGAUAAACAGAAGUAAAGAAGGUUCUGGAUUCACCACAUCAGGAUUUUCAAGACACCUAUUGUGAAGUCAUUAGGGAAUCAUUGGGAAUAUGGCUUCAAGCACAUUUUGCAGUUUGCUACAAAUCCUGUUUGUACAUAAUGCAGAUGCACACUCAGGAGGCCAAUUUAACUGUUACGGUACAUGGAGCAAAUGCAGCAUUUUAAAAGAUCUAGAUUUUUUUAGAUCAUUAAUGUAUCCUUCUUGGUUUAUCAGUCAUCUGGUUCCUCCUAUCGUGCAUUGUGACCACCACGUAAUUCAUUCUCACUCUUUCUGAUUUGAGUUGUUCCCUCAUCCAUCCUAUUAGUAGGGAUGCUUUCAGUGUUUUCUAACAAGAAAAAAAAAUCAGUCAAUCAAUCAAACCUCCAUAUAUGUUACUCAUGACUCAUCCAGUCCUAAAUCUCUUCCAUUGUUGAAUCAUCCUUACAAAACAGCUUAACACAUCUGGAGAAAACACAGCACACCAAAGAAGCAGAAUACUGCAAACCAAAGACAUUUAUUACUUGCCAUUUUCUAGCCUAAAAAUACUGUGAUUACUUUUAGAAAUCAGAAAAACCUCUGCAACUCCGAAUGGUAUUCAGCUCUUGCUUUUGGCACACCAUCGAGCUGAGUGGACCACCGCGCCAAGGACGUUAGCCAAGCCACCCAGGGAGUGGCCUCGCCACGCCAGUUCUGGUUCCUGGCUCUCACCUUCCCAUAGUAAGUGGAAGAGCCCACAGAACUCUGGGAGAUUGCAAAGGUCACGACGUGCAUAUUUACCAGUGAAUGGCCCCAGGUGGGCACCAUGGGGGUGUUCAAAGCAAGCCAAACGCUGCAAUGAUUCUUUACAGACACUUGAGACUGACUUUUUUAUGAAUUACUUAAUCGAAACCAAAGAAACUUUUUCUGCACCUACUUCUGCAACAAACAAAACUGUCCCAUUGAAAAGAAUAAAUAAAUCCGUGAAUCAAUGGAAAUCACCACCAACAAGAAGGAAGCACGCCAGAAAAACAGAACCAAAAACAGCGAGACACACUGUGUUCAAACAGACCUCUUGGGACAUUUUUUGGAAGCAGAUUUUUAAAGAAAGGGUUGAGACAAGGAUAGAAAUAAGGAAGAGCCUCAGUGGCUGCUGCUUCAUUUGACAACUCACGUGGUAAUCUUAAAGUUGAAGAUUGUCUUUAAUUUGUGCCUAUGCAGUUUUUUCAAAAGAACAUGGAACAGAGCAACAGAAACCUCAACAGCUACAAUACCAAAGAUGAGGAUUUCUCAUACCUUUUGUUUCAGUUCAUUAUCUCCUCUUGCCUGGCUAAAAUACUAAUAGCGCCAUUGAUCUGUAUAAAGGUAAUUAAUUAUGUUUCUCUGAGCAACAAAAGGAAAGGGUCAUUUAUUUGAUUUUAUGGUUUCCUUUUAGUUUUCUUUUAUGGCUUUUUACCCCAACAUGGAAUCUCUCAAAAGCUUCCAUGGACUCCAAGUUUAAGAUGUUGGGAUAUUGAACAGUUUUCUUCUCUCUGCUCAGCAGGGGGUGGGGAAUGAUAUUGUCACUUGAAUGUCCUUUGCUUAACCCUUAGACUUGGUUACUUCUGUGUUCAGAGUCUGAUCAUCAGGGGAGGGAAGGGAGCGAGGGUCAGGAGUAAGGGUCUUGGCGAUUCAAUCUCUCCCAAGCCACAGAACCAAAGAGUUUAUAGAGGUAUUUGCAGCCUCGUCUUCACGUGAUCGCUACAUCCUAACAGGGCUUCAUUUGGGGGUGGGGGGAAACAUGUAAAAAUAAUUGCCAGUUUCUACUUUUCUAUUAGCUUUUUAAAAAUCAGCUGUAAAGUUGCAUUUCUAAUGAAAGAUAUAUAUAAUAUAUGAAUACAUAUAUAGAUCAACUCGACAUUGGUGAUAACCCAAAAGUAUUGCUGUCCAAAUUCAUGUCUUGUUUUUGUCAAGUGCUUCAUUCGUUAGGGAUUCGGUUCAGAAGUGUUCUCCUUUCCCGUGCCAUUCCAGAGUUAAUUUGCCUUUGUGGAUGAUUUGGAGUAUUCAGAUCUCUAUGAAAGUUUCUGGGAAAGGUUUAAAGUCAAGUUCAAGCAUUCCAACAUUUAACCUGUUGAUAAGUGGAUCCAUGGCAUCAGUGAGUUUCAUUUGUAUUUGGAGUCAUCUCUAUUCUAUGCCUCAGCCUUGAUCAAGUGGCCAGUGAGGCACAUCCACAAGACCCGGCCCGGAACUGGGCCCGGACAGUGGGGUGUUCAUCUUCUUAACUGCUGGGGAAGCUCAGUGGUCCGUUUCCACCAGUUAUGGGAUAUGAGGCCAGACUGGAAAUCUGUUCUCCAGGAGUUGCCCUGUCCCAUCUGGGUGUCCCAGAUCCCCCUCAGUGAGUAGAUCCACCAAAGGGACUUCUCAUAGGGGAAGUCCAGCUCCCGUUGCAAUGGGUUGAUCAGGCUUCCUCAGGGUGGUAAUUACCAAUUCGUAUUGACAAGCCUGUGUGCAACCACAGCUGGCACUGGGGUGGGGCAGUAGUGUUGUUGGGGGGAAGGGAUCUCAGUCCUGGAGGGAAAAUAUAAAGCAGGUUUUGGGGAGAAUCCCAGAGUCCUGCUCCUAGAGAGCCCCAUUGUCAUUCUUUGUGCCACCUCCUCAUUCCCACCAUGUGGGUCUCCCUUGGCAGGGGCAACAGCUGUGGAGCUGUGACAGAAUGAGGCUCUCCAUGAUUUUUGUAAUUCAUCCUGCCUGGGGAAUUGUUCCUUGACUUUUCCCUUGUGUCUCUUGGUCCCUUGUUUAUACUCCAUGUAUCCUUUGUCAAAGGACCUAGAAAAGAGCAUAUUUCAGCAGAGGAAUGUUCCCGUAUGGAUUGAUUUCAACUUGGGUAUUUCUAAAUGAGUCAUUGUGACUUGAGGCCAAUGGAGACAGUUGUUCUUCUCAAGUUUGGAUUGAGGAACGGAGCCUGCUUGAUUUGGUCAGUGAUUCUUUGACACACUAAUCUCAGUAUUUGGGUGUCUCUGGCAUCCUCUGAAGAUGUCUAAGACCAAAAAAGGCUGCCAUCGUGGCCUGCCAUUUCAACACUGGUCAAACCAGUCCUCUGGUGAUCAGAGGAAGAUGUAAAAGAAGGCAAGAAUUUUCCUCCAAGGACUUUUGA
Propithecus coquereli (Coquerel's sifaka) is the source of this 5227-nucleotide messenger RNA. It is a transcript of the gene ONECUT2, whose product is annotated as one cut homeobox 2. Gene Ontology annotation, biological process: regulation of transcription by RNA polymerase II. NCBI's taxonomy places the organism in Eukaryota, Metazoa, Chordata, Mammalia, Primates, Indriidae. Gene Ontology annotation, cellular component: nucleus. Gene Ontology annotation, molecular function: RNA polymerase II cis-regulatory region sequence-specific DNA binding; DNA-binding transcription factor activity, RNA polymerase II-specific. The annotation marks the transcript as partial. The record is from RefSeq and is a predicted model, not a curated record. The transcript is spliced from 2 exons.